This is a messenger RNA of Castor canadensis (American beaver), 2292 nucleotides long. RefSeq names its product protein arginine methyltransferase 7 (gene Prmt7). The record is from RefSeq and is a predicted model, not a curated record. Gene Ontology annotation, biological process: chromatin remodeling; peptidyl-arginine methylation, to asymmetrical-dimethyl arginine. NCBI's taxonomy places the organism in Eukaryota, Metazoa, Chordata, Mammalia, Rodentia, Castoridae. Gene Ontology annotation, molecular function: histone methyltransferase activity; protein-arginine N-methyltransferase activity.
CCCGCACGCUGGCCGCUGCAAGAUGGCGGUGGUGGCGGAAACAAGCCGAGUAGUUCCUGUGGCGGGUUUUUGAUAAUCAAAUCUGUCCCUAAGAAGUGAACUGACAAGGCUGCUUUUCUGUCCAAACGUUGGGGAGUUGGUUGGCACCAUGAAGGUCUUCUGCGGGCGGGCCAAUCCAACCACAGGAUCUGUGGAGUGGCUGGAGGAGGAUGAGCACUAUGAUUAUCACCAGGAGAUUGCCAGGUCAUCCUAUGCAGAUAUGUUACAUGACAAAGACAGAAAUGUAAAAUAUUACCAGGGUAUUCGGGCUGCUGUGAGCAGGGUGAAGGGCAGAGGACAGAAAGCCUUGGUUGUUGACAUCGGCACUGGCACAGGACUCCUGUCGAUGAUGGCAGUCACAGCAGGUGCUGACUUCUGCUAUGCUAUUGAGGUUUUCAAGCCUAUGGCUGAUGCUGCUGUGAAAAUUGUGGAGAAAAAUGGCUUCAGUGAUAAGAUUAAGGUUAUCAACAAACAUUCCACUGAGGUGACUGUAGGGCCAGAUGGUGACAUGUCAUGCCGUGCCAACAUUCUGGUCACUGAGCUGUUUGACACAGAACUGAUUGGGGAGGGAGCACUGCCCUCCUAUGAGCACGCGCACAGGCAUCUUGUGCAGGAAAAUUGUGAGGCAGUGCCUCACAGAGCAACAGUCUAUGCCCAGCUGGUGGAGUCUAGAAGGAUGUGGUCAUGGAACAAGCUGUUUCCUGUUCAUGUUCAGACCAGCUUCGGAGAGCAAGUCAUUGUCCCUCCCUCAGAACUAGAGAGGUGCCCUGGUGCACCCUCUGUCUAUGACAUUCAGCUGAACCAGGUGUCAUCUUCUGACUUCACUCUCCUCAGUGAUGUGCUACCUAUGUUCAGUGUGGACUUCAGCAAGCAAGUCAGUAGCUCAGCAGCCUGCUACAGCAAGCAAUUUGAACCUCUGAGAUCUGGCCAGGCUCAGGUGGUUCUCUCCUGGUGGGACAUUGAAAUGGACCCUGAGGGGAAGAUCAGGUGUACCAUGGCCCCUUUUUGGGCACAGUCAGACCCAGAGGGCCUUCAGUGGCGGGACCAUUGGAUGCAGUGUGUGUACUUCUUGCCACAAGAGGAGCCCGUUGUACAGGGUGCAGCCCUCUGCCUGGUAGCCCACCAUGAUGACUACUGUGUAUGGUACAGCCUUCAGAGGACCAGCCCUGAAGAGAAUGGCAGAGUCCACCAAUUGCGCCCUGUGUGUGACUGCCAAGCUCACCUCCUCUGGAACCGGCCUCGGUUUGGAGAGAUAAAUAAUCAGGACAGAACUGAUCAGUAUGCCCAGGCUCUACGGACUGUGCUGACACCAGACAGCAUAUGCCUCUGUGUCAGUGAUGGCAGUCUGCUCUCCAUGAUGGCUCAUCACCUUGGGGCAGAGCAGGUAUUUACAAUUGAAAGUUCAGCAGCUUCCCAUAAACUGAUGAAAAGGAUGUUCAAGGCUAACCACUUGGAAGAUAAAAUUAGUAUCAUUGAGAAACGGCCUGAGUUGCUAACAUCUGCAGACCUGGAGGGUAAGAAGGUCUCCCUCCUCCUUGGUGAACCUUUCUUCACUACCAGUCUGCUGCCAUGGCACAACCUGUACUUCUGGUAUGUCCGCACUGCUGUGGAUCAGCACCUGGGACCUGGUGCCGUGGUGAUGCCCCUGGCUGCCUCGCUGCAUGCCAUGAUUGUGGAGUUCAGGGACCUGUGGCGGAUCCGGAGCCCCUGUGGUGACUGUGAAGGCUUUGACGUGCACAUCAUGGAUGACAUGAUUAAGCGUGCUCUAGAUUUCCGGGAGAGCAAGGAGGCAGAGCCUCACCCACUGUGGGAGUACCCCUGCCGUAGCCUCUCGGAGCCCCAGAGAAUCCUGACCUUUGAUUUUCAGCAGCCUGUCCCCCAGCAGCCUAUGCAUGCCGAGGGUUCCAUGGAGCUGAGAAGGCCUGGAAAAAGCCAUGGGGCAGUCCUGUGGAUGGAAUACCACCUGACACAAGACAACACUGUCAGCACUGGCCUCCUGGAGCCCUUGGAAGACAAGGGGGAUUGUUGCUGGAACCCCCAUUGCAAGCAGGCUGUGUACUUCCUUAGCACCACCUUGGAUCCCAGGAUGCCACUGGAUGGCCCUCGGACAGUCAGCUAUACUGUGGACUUUCACCCCCACACCGGAGAUAUCACCAUGGAGUUCAGGUUCAUGCACACCCCAGACUGACUCUCCCCGGUUGAGAAAUAAAGGCUACGGGCUCUGAAUGGAUUGUGGCUCAUUGGGGAAGGCAU